AUGUGCGCUAUGAGAGACUUCAGAGCUCUAUCAGUUGUAUGCUCUAACGAUUCGGCGAAUGCAUCUCCAGACUUUGUGGAAGUUUCACCCUUCUCCCCUGAAACUCUAACCGACGACUUUGAUAUCGAAGGGGAAAAAGAUUCGCCCGAACUUGCUCGCUCAUCACGAGAGUAUCCUCCUUAUGCGGCUUCUCCUCCUGUAAGAGGGGGUGUGUCCAUAGGAGGAGGAUUUCAACAGUUCGGCCAGAAUGUAUUUACUAGGCUAGCUGCUGCUUCUUCCUCAUCUUCUUUACUGCCUGAUCAAGUGGCUGAUGUGCUUGGCGAACUAGAUGUGUCUCUUCCUGCAACCCCACGCCGCACACACGACGACGAUGAUGAUGAUAGCAUGCCUACACCAACUAGAAAACCGAGACUAGAAGACACCCAACAGCAACAACAGUUAAAUAAUAAUACCAGUAUAAACAAGGGAAAUGAUCCAGAUAGCGAUGCUUCAACACCACGUAAUAGUGUCUUGUCUCCGGCACGACCUAUUGCUCUUGUAAACACACGUCCUCCACCAAUACCACCACAAGGAGAUUUCGUUGACGGUGGUAAUAGACUGUAUAUAGAUGAUGGUGAAAGUAUAAAAAGUGGAUUUCAACGCAAGAAUGGUCAUGAUGGACCCAAUUCUGAACGCUGGAUUGCACGGAAGAAGCACUUUUUCGUGUUGAGUAGUGCUGGUAAACCGAUAUAUACCAGAUAUGGCGACGAGUCGAAAUUAUCGUCAUAUAUGGGUGUUAUCCAGGCUAUUGUGUCUUUCAUUGCCAGUGAGGAUGAUACGCUGAAAUGCAUCAACGCUGGAGCUCAUAAAUUCGUUUUUGCGUCUCGUGGACCACUGUACCUCGUGGCCGUCUCAUCAACUGGAGAAUCUGAAAAUCAGCUACGAGAACAGAUACAAUACUUGUACAAUCAAAUCUUAUUCAUUCUCACCUCCGCUCAACUGACGAGAAUAUUUGAGCAACGAGUGAACUAUGAUUUACGGAAUCUCUUGGCUGGUACGGAGAACCUACUAGACGAAUUAUCCAACUCGUUUCAAAAGACAGCGAGUCAUUACUUGUCUGCCAUCAAUCCAUUGCGAAUGUCACAUAGACUGAGAACUCGCAUUGGUGCCAUUAUGACUGAUUCUAUACCCAAAACACUGGCAUUCGCAAUGAUCAUAGCUAAGGAACGACUUGUUACGUUGAUUCGGCCCAAGACGCAUAGUUUGCAUCCAUCAGAUUUACUAUUGCUCAUAAACCUCCUGGCUGCUUCCCCUGGCAUGAAAACAUCUGAAUCAUGGACACCAAUUUGUCUACCUCGUUUCAAUCCACGAAAUCAUUUGCAUGUGUAUGUAUGCUAUGUAGCUAGAGAUGUUGCUAUGAUUCUGGUUGGACCUGAACGUGAUGCAUUCUUUGAAUUCUCGGAAUACAAGACUAGGGUCGUUAAGGCGAUGACAGAACAAGGAUGCUUUGAAGGUUUAGAAGAUGCUAUCAAGAUGGAUCCUUAUAGCAUUAAUGAAGUUGGAGUACCCAUUCUGCGGCAUUUCAUAUUCAAAUCUCGUGCUCUUGUACAGUAUACACAGCCUGGUCCAUCGCCACCGUAUACAAAUAAGCAGGACUGGAAGCGGUUGCUGCUUCUCUACCAACACGCUCAUUCGAAACUAUACAAACGGCCACAUGGAGCCAAAGUUGUUUUUAAUGUUGGAUCCGCUGAAGCUGUAUUGGCUGUGGCGACAACAACUCACGAGCUGUAUGCAUCAUUCAGCCCGCUGAUACCUAAGACUGCUGCAGUAGCUGCAGCUAAUGGACUUCAAAAAUGGGUACAAAGAUGGGAACAAGGACUUUUUCUGACAAAAGCACCAUCUUUUUAA
Messenger RNA from Synchytrium microbalum, 1887 nucleotides. RefSeq lists its product as uncharacterized. The coding region runs from base 1 to 1887 and encodes 628 amino acids. Gene Ontology annotation, biological process: vesicle-mediated transport; protein targeting to vacuole. Gene Ontology annotation, cellular component: Mon1-Ccz1 complex; fungal-type vacuole membrane. The record is from RefSeq and is a predicted model, not a curated record. The transcript is spliced from 12 exons. NCBI's taxonomy places the organism in Eukaryota, Fungi, Chytridiomycota, Chytridiomycetes, Synchytriales, Synchytriaceae.